AUGUGGGCAACACCCGGCAACGACGCUGUUUGCUGCAGCCAACUGGGUAACGUCGUCAAGGUCAAGCCCCUCAUAAACGACGAUCGGGAACCCUUCAAGGGUUUUUCGUGCCAAGGUACUGCUGCAACGGGUUCGAAGCACCAGGCCUUCCCCGGCGAAAUUACGGCGUUUGUGAACGCGAGGAUAGACUGGGAGAAGAAGCCGGAGACUCACGUGGUCAGAGUGCAUAUUCCGAACCUGCAGAAACGGGAAGUAAAGGUGCGUGUGCUGGAAGGAGGGAUUGUGGAGAUAAGGGGCGAGAGGAGGUUGGAGAAGGAAGAGAAGGUGAACGGAAAGCAGGUGCUGUUUGAGCACAGCAGCGGCAAGUUCAGUCGGCAGAUAAGGUUUCCUGAGAGUGCUGAUCUUGAUAAGUUGCAGGCCUGCAUGGCGAGUGGGAUGCUGACAUUUGCUGUUCCUAAUAAAAAAGUAAUAGAGAAGAAGCCUUGUGUGAGAAUUGUUGAUAUUCAUGGUUGA
Malania oleifera is the source of this 513-nucleotide messenger RNA. RefSeq names its product 18.1 kDa class I heat shock protein-like. The transcript has a single exon. Gene Ontology annotation, biological process: protein complex oligomerization; response to salt stress; protein folding. The record is from RefSeq and is a predicted model, not a curated record. Lineage: Eukaryota; Viridiplantae; Streptophyta; Magnoliopsida; Santalales; Ximeniaceae. The coding region runs from base 1 to 513 and encodes 170 amino acids.